UUAGUUAUGAAGGUUCAGUUUCUUCAAUAAGUGUCCAUAUAGUAUGGUCGCAAUGUAAGGGUAGCAGGAUCUUUUGGGGCAUUGUUGGAGACAAGAUGAAGUGAUAGUCUUAGCUCUAAGGAGCUAUGCAAACACAUAGCCAUUUACCAGCCAGCCGGCCAGCCAGAAUAAGAGCUUGCGCAUUUUUAUACAAUGUUUCAAUAGAUUGCACUCAAAGUGGCUGCGAAGGCUCACCAUUUCGUGCUCUCAGAAUUAUCAGAACAAGCUUCGCGUAAAUAUCCAAACAGUAGCUGGUGAUGCAAAGCCACAGUCUUACUUCAUAAGCCGAAUCAUCUUUGCGUAGCAAAUUCGCAGUGGCAGUAAUAAGCAUCACUAAACAGGUAAUUUUUGGACCAUGGUUAUUCGUCCGCGGUUUUCUGCCUGUUUUUCCAUCAAAAAGGGGGGAAAAAGCUCUCGUAGACUGCUAGGCCAGAUAGCAGAUACUCCCGCGACUAGGGCACUCGAGAUGGCGUGAGGUGGUCGUUGCUGUCAAUCGUCCGUUUUAGCGGUGCUCCAUAUCUGGGGAUAUUUCUCCAAGAACGCGUAUCAAUUCAUCCAGUCAGACGGGUGCAGUCUUGCCCCACACACGGAGUAACUUGCUGGAUCCCCAUCAAUCGAACAACGCCAAUUUUCCAAGGACAUAACGUGCACUCGAAUGUCAAGUCGUCGUCCACCGGGUGUCAAAGCUGAGGAGACCUUGCUGAGUCAGAUUUGCAUGGCGCAAUUGACGUCACGGUCAUUCUGCAUCCUGAAUUUUAUCUCCCAUGCCGGGCCAUCCAUGCGAGGCAUCAAGCAGAGCAACGCGAUAUGUCCUGUGCCUGACCAUUGUGUGGAACAGAGUUUAUGAAUUUACUCGGAACAUAUAGAGUAUAGCCCAUAGUUAUCCUUAAUCAGCCAUUUCAUUGUCUCUCGUGUGCUGUUUUAGGCUUCGCACCGUCGAAAAGCUUCUACCGAGUGAUCUCC
Messenger RNA from Coccidioides immitis RS, 1002 nucleotides. RefSeq lists its product as uncharacterized. The transcript has a single exon. The record is from RefSeq and is a predicted model, not a curated record. Lineage: Eukaryota; Fungi; Ascomycota; Eurotiomycetes; Onygenales; Onygenaceae. The coding region runs from base 695 to 886 and encodes 63 amino acids.